AAGCACCCCACUUGAUAUGAAUACAACGUCUUCAUCAAUAAAACGUAAAAACAGACUUAUGUUUUUCUCAAUCGAUUUUUCCACAUGGUUAAUCCUAUUUUUCCUAAAUCUUUCAUUUCCCACCGUCAAUUCCGAUCCUCGUUUAAGCUUGAUGGGCAAAACUUUAUGCGGCAUGGACCAAGCAACUACAGAAAGUUUCAUCCCAUUAUUCGUACAAGCAAUGGAAAAAUUAUUAAUCAAUCUUAGCAACUCAAAUAACAACUUCGCUGUCACAAGCCUCACCAAUCCUAAUCUACCACCUUUUUAUGCCUUAGCUCAAUGCCACCAAGAUCUUUCCCGUACUGAUUGUUUUGUUUGUUAUGCGGCCAGCCGUAACGACCUUGCCACUUGCGUUCCCAGCACCUGGGGCCUGGUCUUCCUGGACGGAUGCUUUCUACGUUACGAUAACUAUAGCUUUUUUCAAGAAGCUGUUAAUGCUGCAAUUGAUUAUAAACACUGUUCUUUGAGUCCAAGUUGGCCCAGUUUUGUUGAAGGUGGUUCGGAAUUUGAUAGACGUGUUGCCAAUUUGGUUGGAAAUCUUACGCAAUCAGCAUUAUUAAACAAUGGGUUUGGGGUAAUGGAAAUGAAUGGUAUUUAUGGAUUGGCGCAGUGUUGGGAGAGUUUGAAUCAGUCACAGUGUAGAGUUUGUUUGAAUAAGGCAAAAUUGGAAGUCGUGAGAUGUUUUGAAGGAAGUAUUAUGAAUGCAGGGUGUUUCUUUAGGUAUUCUAAACAUAAAUUCUUCAAUGAUCCACAUGCAGACGUAGAACCAGGAACCAAGGGACAUGCGUUGAAGCUUAUAAUUGGUAUUUCAUGCGGUAUCUCAGGAAUCAUGCUCAUAUUGUUUCUGAUACUCUGUCGUAAAAAGAUUUUCUCAGAAACUCAAGCUGCUCUACGGAGUGAAACCAUCAAAAAUCAUCAAGUAGAAAUAUUCAUCAAGAACUUCGGAUCUAUGUCCCCGAAAAGAUAUACGUAUUCAGAAAUCAAGAAAAUUACAAACACAUUCCGAGAAAAACUAGGGCAAGGAGGGUAUGGAAGUGUCUACAGAGGACAAUUGCCCGAUGGUCAGCUAGUUGCUGUAAAGCUCCUGGGUAAACCCAUGGGAGAUGGAGAAGAUUUCAUUAAUGAAGUUGCUAGCAUCGGUAGAACUUCUCAUGUCAACAUAGUUACACUCUUGGGUUUCUGCUUUGAGGGAAAGAAAAGAGCCCUCAUGUAUGAGUUCAUGCCAAAUGGGUCCUUGGAUAAGUUUCUACGUGAUGAUGGAUCUCAUCUUGACUGGAACACAUUAUUCCGAAUUGCAAAAGGGAUUGCACGAGGUCUAGAAUACCUACAUGAACAUUGUAACACAAGGAUUGUACACUUUGACAUAAAGCCACACAACAUUCUAUUGGACGAAGAAUUUAUCCCAAAAAUAUCUGAUUUCGGGUUGGCUAAGCUGUCCAAGAGGAAACAAAAUAUUGUGUCUGUAACAGGUGCCAGAGGUACCGCUGGAUAUAUGGCCCCUGAAGUAUUUUUCAAGAGUUUUGGUGGGGCGUCUCAUAAAUCUGAUGUGUAUAGUUAUGGGAUGAUGGUUUUUGAAAUGACGGGUGUACGUAAAAAGAAAAGCUCCAACACGACAAGCACUAGUGAAGCAUAUUUUCCGGAUUGGAUAUACAAGCAUGUAGAAGGUGGAGAGAAUCUAGGGGUUGAUGGAGUGACAACUGAAGAGGAAGAACAAUUAGUGAGGAAGAUGGUGAUAGUAAGCUUGUGGUGCAUCCAGUCUGAUCCAUCGGAUCGGCCAUCCAUCACUAAUGUUGUGGAGAUGUUGGAAGGAAGCCUUGAAUCGUUGAAAGUUCCCCCUAAACGUUUUUGGUCACCUCGUAAAAGGCCUACACAUGACACUUCCUCAUCAGCCACGAAAAAUUCUAGCAGUGAGAGAGUAUUAAUGCAGCCUGCAGGUGAAUACUUGUCAUCUUAAUGUUCACAAAGCCAAAGUAGCUUUAGGGAACUACCUCCUUUCUAUCUGCCUUAAAGGGCUAGCUUUAGAAAAAUUUUGCAAUAGAUUUUUAACACCUAUAUAUUGUCUAUACUUGGCAUAGCUGUAAACAAAUAAACCAGCAAACUCAGACGAAGAACCAACAAAAAAAAAAUGAGAAAAUAUUCAUGGAU
Molecule: messenger RNA, 2184 nt
Organism: Lactuca virosa
Lineage: Eukaryota; Viridiplantae; Streptophyta; Magnoliopsida; Asterales; Asteraceae
Source: the annotation of a GenBank genome assembly